Messenger RNA from Penicillium subrubescens, 3963 nucleotides. Its product is annotated as ABC transporter ATP-binding protein. The transcript is spliced from 3 exons. Gene Ontology annotation, cellular component: membrane. The record is from RefSeq and is a predicted model, not a curated record. Bases 1 to 3963 code for a protein of 1320 amino acids. Gene Ontology annotation, biological process: transmembrane transport. NCBI's taxonomy places the organism in Eukaryota, Fungi, Ascomycota, Eurotiomycetes, Eurotiales, Aspergillaceae. Gene Ontology annotation, molecular function: ABC-type transporter activity; ATP binding; ATP hydrolysis activity.
AUGGCAGCUGCACCCAAACCUCCAGCAGAGGCAAAGCCCUCUAAGAAGGCAUGGCGGCGUGCCACCUCCUUCGCUCGUCUUCUCGUCUACGGCAACCCCUCCUCCAAGGACAUAAUUAUCCUAGCCAUUGGAUUCCUCGCCGCAAUUGCCUCCGGAGUUCCAUUCCCUAUUAUGUCCAUUGUCUUUGGACAGCUGGUCAAUGGGCUGAACUCGGCCACCUGUGAAAUCAGCCCCGACAGCGCGUCUUCCUACCAGGACGGGAUCAACUCCAAGAUUCUGUUAAUUGUAUAUGUUGGCAUUGCCUACUUUCUUCUUAUCUAUAUCUAUACACUGUGUUUCAAUCUCAGUGCCGAGCGACUGGCUCAGCGUCUGCGAGAAAAGUAUCUGAGCGCCAUCUUGCGCCAAGAUGCGGCAUUCUUUGACAAGCUGUCUGCGGGUGAAGUGUCUUCGCGGAUCACAGGAGAAAUAUUCACUGUGCAGCAGGGUACAAAUGAGAAAGUGGGCCUUGUGAUCAACAGUGUCUCCUUCUUCGUGGCUGCCUACGUUGUCGCCUUCAUCAAAGACGCUAAGCUCGCCGGUAUGCUGGUCUCUCUUACCCCUGCGUAUCUGAUCAUGGCGCUGGGUGGUGGAUACUUUGUGCAGAAGUACUUUGGACGUUCGCUCGAGAGCACCGCCAAAGCUUCCUCGGUCGCGCUGGAGGCUUUCUCAAAUAUCACCGUUGUACACGCGUUCUCGGCCAAUGCGAGACUAGAAGAGAAGUUUAUUCAGGUGUUGAACCCAGGCCUUUCGGCUGGCGUGUGGAAGUCCAUUGCCAUGGCUGCCCAAGCUGGACUGCUAUAUUUCAUCGCAUUUUCGGCGAAUGGUCUUGCAUUCUGGCAGGGGUCCAGGCAGAUUGCGAGUGCCGUCGAGUCGAACACGGGUGGCAUCACUGUCGGAGCGACAUUCACCGUGAUCCUGAUCCUGGUAGACGCCUCUCUCGUCCUCAGUCAGGCCGCCCCCUUUCUACGUACCUUUGACUCUGCAGCCGUGGCAUUUGCCAAGCUAGAAGCUGAUAUGGAUCAUGUAUCGAGCAUCGAUGGUACAUGUGAGCACACCGGACAUGUUCUAUCGGAGGUCAAGGGAGAUAUUGAGCUGCGAAAUGUCUAUUUCACAUUCCCAUCACGCCCAGAGAAGACUGUGCUGCAAGAUAUAUCACUGACCUGUCCUGCUGGUCGGCAAACGGCCAUUGUGGGACUUUCAGGCAGUGGUAAAUCCACUGUAGCAGGCUUGAUUACUCGACUUUACAACUCAACAGAAGGUGCUGUGCUUCUAGAUGGUCAUGAUGUGAAAGACUUGAAUGUCCGGUCAGUCCGGGGGGAGAUUAGUCUUGUGCAGCAGGAGCCGUGCCUUCUUGAUCGAUCCAUCCUCGAAAAUAUCGCGCUUGGCCUGGUAAACUCUCCUAAACACAGACAUCUGCAUUCGAUCCUCAUGACUGAUGCCCUUGUCCACGUUGCGGAGGCUCUUUGUGAUGGUCUGGAUACUGAAUCGGCGUCCCAAUCACACGGGGGCCAAGUUCAAGAAAUUGUGCAACUGGUCCUGAAUGCUGCUUCUUUGGCAGAUGCGAUCGGCUUCAUCCAAAAUCUACCCGAAGGCUUUGGAACAUCGGUCGGUGCAAAAGGCCAUCUCAUCAGUGGAGGCCAGAAGCAACGUAUCUCGCUCGCCCGCGCCUUAGUCAAGGAUCCACGCAUUCUGAUUCUCGACGAGGCCACUGCCUCGCUUGACUCAGCAUCAGAGCUGCGUAUCCAAAAGGCUUUGGAGAAUGUGGCAGUAGGACGCACUGUGAUUACGAUUGCUCAUCGACUUUCCACGAUCAAAAAUGCGGACAACAUCAUUGUCAUGCGUCAAGGAAAAUUGGUGGAGCAAGGAACACAUCACGGGUUGCUUGAGGCUGACGGGGCAUACGCCGAGCUUGUUCGUCUUCAGAAUCUGAACGUUAAUGGAAGUGAAAAUGAUUCCACGGAGCUGACUUCGGAGCAUUCAAACUCUUCGACCCAGGAGCUUUAUGAAAAGUCUAGGGCCUUAGACACCUCGGCCGCAACCGAUAUUACAGUAACAGACAAGAAAGAAACACAGGUCGUGAUCCAGCGACCCACUACAGAUGACAUUGCGGGCCAAAAAACCAUGACAUCGACAUUGAGGUCUAUGUGCGCUCUCUUUCGGCCGUACACCUUUGUGCUUGUCAUCGCAAUCGCUGGAGCCGUGGUCAUUGGCGGUACAUACUGCGGCUCGGCUGUGAUCUUUGGCAAUAUUGUGGGCAAGCUCAGCUACUGCGAGCAACCGAGUUCGAUUCGUCAUGCGGGUGAGCUCUUCGGAUUACUCUUUUUUAUGUUGGCUAUCAUCGAAUUCAUCGCCAAUUUCCUCAGUUGGUCUCUUUUCGGCUGGGUCGCCGAGCAGAUCAUUUACAAGGUGCGAGUUCUCACGCUGCGGUCAAUUCUGGAGCAGGAUAUGGCCUGGCAUGAGGAAGAGCACCAUAAUGCUUCUCUUCUGCUUGAUUUAAUCACCAAAGAUAGUACGGCACUGGGCGGCCUCACCGGUUCCGUUGUCUGUACAAUUCUCUCCAUUUUUGUCAGUCUCAUCGCGACCAUCACCAUGACACACAUCAUUGCUUGGAAAAUCGCAAUUGUGUGUCUUUCGGUUGUACCGCUACUGUUGGGUGCAGGGUAUAUGCGCGUUAGUACGCUGACCAGCUUUGAGGAGCAGCAUCUCCAGGCUUUUGCAAAUUCCAAUGCCAUUGUCGUUGAAGCUAUCAAUUCGAUCAGAACUGUGAUGUCUUUGUCGCUGGAGCAUGAGAUUAUCGGUACAUACCGUCGCUCAUUGCAAGCUCCCAUGAGCCAGAUCACUAAACAGAGUGCAUGGGCAAAUCUCUGGCUAGCAGUCGGUUAUGGACUGAGCAACUUCCUUUAUGCGCUCGCCUACUGGUGGGGCUCAACUCGCAUCAUCGCCGGCGAAUACACCCAAACUCAAUUUUUCAUUGUUCAACUCGCUUUGCUAGUGAGCUCCCAGCUAUGGGGACAAACUUUCGCUCUUGCGCCCGAUGUCUCGCGUGCGUUUCAAGCUACGCGUCGCUUGUUGGAUGUGCUUGAUCUAGGCUCAUUCAAGAAGCUCUCCUCUGCUCUCACGCCAAUGAGGGAUAUCGAAGCCACUCCCGAGUCAAGUGAGAAGACACGGUCCAUGGGCGAUGGUGUUAGUGUUGCUUUUAAACAAGUAACAUUUUCCUAUCCAGCACGACCGGAGACUCGCAUUUUGCACGGCCUGGAUCUGAACGUCCAGAGUGGACAAUUCGCCGCAUUGGUUGGGCCCAGUGGUGCCGGCAAGUCAACCAUCAUCUCGCUCGUGGAGCGCAUGUAUAAUCCAGAGUCGGGCAUGGUUAAAAUUGGUGGGCAUAACAUCGCAUAUGGAGACAACUCAUUCCGACAUGAGAUCGCAUAUGUUCCACAGCAGAGUGUCAUGUUUGACGGAACAAUCCGCUUCAACUUGACGCUCGGCGCGCAACCCGGGCGGUCAGUGUCCCAUGAGGAGCUUGAAGAAGCCUGCAAACUAGCCAACAUUCACGACACAAUCAUGCAGUUGCCUGAUGGGUAUGAUUCACAAUGUGGGCCUAACGGGGACCGACUGUCUGGCGGUCAGAAACAAAGGUUGGCGAUUGCACGGGCACUCGUCCGAAAGCCGAAGCUCUUGCUAUUGGACGAGUCGACGAGUGCCCUGGAUGCAGAGUCAGAGCGGUUACUGCAAGACGGCUUAGAAAAGGCGACAAAAAACAUGACUGUCAUCGCCAUCGCACAUCGGUUGUAUACCAUUCGCCGGGCAGACGUCAUCUUUUUGAUUGAAAAUGGACGCUGUGUUGAUCAGGGAACUCAUGUGCAGUUGAUGGAGCGCAAUGAGAGCUACCGGGUGAAUGCGCUCAAUCAGGCGGUUGGUGAAUGA